Messenger RNA from Baudoinia panamericana UAMH 10762, 2049 nucleotides. RefSeq lists its product as uncharacterized. The annotation marks the transcript as partial. The record is from RefSeq and is a predicted model, not a curated record. NCBI's taxonomy places the organism in Eukaryota, Fungi, Ascomycota, Dothideomycetes, Mycosphaerellales, Teratosphaeriaceae. The transcript has a single exon.
CACGCGAUAGAAACACCUGAGUCGAUGGGCAGCGCUCCCACGUCAAUAUCGGAAGGUGCUACACCCGAAGCUUCCACUGUCAAAACCGCGGACCCAUCAGUUGCAGUGACCCCGACUGUAGCGAACGGUGUCCCGUCAGUCAGUCCACCUUCAACCGGCAGAUCGACAGAGGCGUCAGAUCUACGACGAACCAGGACGGUGUUGCCACCAGCUUUUGUUCCGUCCGUCGCAAGGCAGACACCUGCCUUGGCCGCUGUAAGCACACAGCGCAGCAGUCAGCCACAAAUGCCUAGGAGGAAUCACCACCCUAGCGCGAGCAAUAUCGUGUUCGGUGGUCGUGACUCUGCUCCAUCUUCUCCAGCACCUCCAAUGUCUGCCGAGUCAGCCCAACCGCCACCACGAUGGCCAGCACUCAAUGCAGCUCAGCCGUCCUCGUUUGUACCCUCGCCCUACCUGCCAAACGGUCACACGCACCAUGCAUCGGAGUCCUCUGUACAACGUAUGCCGCCUCCCAACUUUGUACCCACGCACUCGCAGUGGAGUCGCUCCACCAGCCAUGUCCAGCACGGUCAUCCCAUCUCGCACUCCCAACAGCCUUCUCAAUCAAGCUUUCGCUAUCCUCCCCGAGAAGUCUUCACACCAGCUGAAGAGCAUCCGCCCAACGGUCACUUUCCGCGAUCACGUUCCACCUCACAAACGUCCUCGGCAGCCGUCAAGCCUAUCGAGGACUUGCAGUCACCGAUAGCGCUAGAUGGUGUCUCGACUCCGUCUAGCGCUACUUUCCGGGACCCACGAAACGCAUUCUUCCCAGGCCCGCCUCAGCUACGACACCAUCAUCCAUAUCACGCACCGCCGUCGUCUCACGUGCCACACCCGGACAUGGCGCAACGCAUGGAGAACGCAGAAGCUUUGCGGCACCACGUACUUUCUCAGUUCGCGCAGCCCGCGCUUUCUGACUGCCACCUCCAUAUACGAGAAGUGGACUCCGGCGCGCGACAAGAUCUUGACGCCCACAAGAUGAUAGUCAGCCGAAGCACCAUGUUACUAGACUUAAUCCAAUGCAGCGAGCCACCUUCGUCCGCCACGCUGCAAACGCAAGUCAAUGUCAGCCUACAAGGCAAGCAUGUACGGAUCAAGCCUUUCAUGGAAUGUGUUCAAUAUCUUUACGGUGGACCGCUGUCUUCAUUGAACCACUUCAGGCAAUCACAAGUGUCGACGGACGCAAGUGCCACCAACGAGGAGCGUAUGGAGAGUGCGCUGCAACUCGUUGCGACGGGCGCUUGGCUGAAACUGUCCAGCGUCUCCGCCAGAGCGAUGGGGUUCGCCCUCAACCUUCUGCACUGGGACACCCUCUCACCCGUCCUUGCCUUCGCGCUUGAGGGAGGCCUUGGUCCGAACUGGGCGGUUGACGAUGGUCGUGAGAUGUCAUGCGCUUCCAGUGACGACUCGAUGGGCCGUCCAGAAGGCCCAGCCACGCCUACCUACGAGCCGUAUGCUUCAGACCUUUUACACCGCUUAAUCGAUUUUACAGUGCACAUGUUUCCACCAAACUUUUACCUCGACGCUUCGGCACCACAGCUGCCAAGCUGCCCACGUCUACCACCUAUGCCUCCAUCGCACGAAAGUCGACCAUCACGGUCGAACCCUUUGCUAAGCCACAUUCGGUUCGGCGAGAUACCCGCCGAAGACCACAACCGGCCCUCGGCAGUCACGACCACCAUCUCCAGCAUGCUAUUAUCCUUACCAUUUGCACUUCUUAAAUGCAUACUAGAGCACCACGACCUUGUUUUUCAGCUGGGCGCAGACACGGUGGCGAGCAUUAUGCGGCAGGUCGUAGCAGAGCGCGAAGUACGGCGCAAGAGGGUUCUUCAAGCGCGUACAUCGGGACCAAGCGAUGACGGUGCGGAGGCUCAUUUGGUUCAUACCCUUUACUUCGAGGAGGAGGUUGAACCUUCGCCUCAGCAUAGAGCAGGCUUUCGCCUUGCGAGGAGAAAGAAAGGCAUUGAUACACCGCCUUCCUCAGGCGCUGCUUCGGAGCAGAGUAAGUGA